This is a messenger RNA of Haliotis rubra (blacklip abalone), 4218 nucleotides long. RefSeq names its product bifunctional lysine-specific demethylase and histidyl-hydroxylase NO66-like. Gene Ontology annotation, cellular component: nucleolus. Bases 621 to 2078 code for a protein of 485 amino acids. The transcript is spliced from 15 exons. NCBI's taxonomy places the organism in Eukaryota, Metazoa, Mollusca, Gastropoda, Lepetellida, Haliotidae. Gene Ontology annotation, molecular function: histone H3K4 demethylase activity; histone H3K36 demethylase activity. The record is from RefSeq and is a predicted model, not a curated record.
GGGUACGUUCGUCCAUGUGGUGUCUCAGGUCAACUAACGCACCUGUUGACAAUUUUAACGGUAGAUUGAAAGCAACAAUAGAGGCCAGACAACAUUUUUUAUGAGCCACAUUUUUUGCUUUCUGCAGAAGGUGGAGGCGGUGGUAAAUUUGAAAACCACCAGGGAAGAGUGAGUCAACUUUGCUGCGCGAAGUGGGGUAAAAAAAUAUUUGAAAAUUCCCUCGCUUGCCGAAGGCCAUGAAUCAGAAUCGAUAACGGCGGUGUAUUCUACCACGGAAGAGAUAAGAAUUUAGCCAUGAAGAAAGUGUCUGCAUUUUCCAUGUUUCAUGCCAAAGGGAAAAAGGCAAAGGGUGCAUUAGAGGAUGUGGAACCGAGCCCAGUGGUGAACGGUGAUGAAGACAGGAAGAUGUCACUAAGAAGAGCUGCGAGCACACCUGUUGCCCUCGACGAACAGAAGAAAGACAGCGCGCUACCAAGGGAAAAAAGUUCCUGAAAGUCCUGAAGGGUGGCAGUUUGAGGGGCAGUAUUAGGUCCGCUAGCAAAAGAAGACCCUCCAUUCUCCGUGACCAAGUGAAUGACAGCCCCUAUGUUGCCAACAACGACUGCUGUGAGCUGACGGCGAUGAAACACAACAUGCCCAUCGCAUUGGGGGGCAGCACUCUUAGCAUUGACAGUAUCGGCAGCAUCAGUAGCAAGACAAAGAAAACUUCACCUGAGAAAACCUCAACUGGUAAAUCCAAAACCAGUACAGGACAGUUGCCAAAGCCAAUGAUUGCUUCUCCUGCUAAAGGUGUCAGUCUGCCACCUAAACCCCCAAAGCAAAACACCCAGGCAAAACAGGCGACAAAACGUAAAAUGAGCUCCCCAGAACAUGUAGAGAAAAAGAAAAAGAAAAUGGCAAACCGUCUCAUGGAUUCUGCUGACACAUCUCAAAUCUCAGGAGUGACUGCAUUGCCAGAGACCGAUGGCAAUGAGGACGAGGAACCUGUAGCACGGCGUGUGCCAUACAUGUACGACAGUGGCGAGCAGGCCAAGAAAACAUUUGAAUGUCUCAUCCAUCCCCUCACCACAGAUAGGUUCUUCAGUGAGUUAUGGGAGAGGAAGCCCCUGCUUGUGAAGCGCCACAUUCCACAUUAUAAUGACGGUUGGUUCACCACAUCCGAACUUGACAGGAUACUACGCGAGGAAAAUAUCCAGUUUGGGGUGAAUCUUGAUGUGACAACUUUUGAAAAAGGUGUACGAGAAACACACAACAUUUCAGGCCGAGCAUAUGCUCCAGUUGUGUGGGACUACUACCAGAACGGGUGCUCUGUGAGGUUGUUAAAUCCUCAGACUUACUCCCGAAAUGUCUGGAAACUGUUGGCCAUAUUGCAGGAAUACUUUGGUUGCUGUGUCGGUGCUAAUGUGUAUCUCACUCCACCAGGGACCCAGGGCUUUGCCCCACACUUUGAUGACAUAGAAGCCUUCAUACUGCAGCUGGAGGGGAAGAAGCACUGGCGGCUUUACAGUCCCAGAAACAAGUCUGAAGUACUGCCAAGGUUUUCAAGUGCCAACCUGAAGGAGGAGGAUGUGGGGGAACCCAUCCUGGACGUGUUGCUGGAGGCAGGGGACAUGCUGUACUUCCCCAGGGGCACCAUACACCAGGUGGGUCAGGGGCAUGUUCUCUUGGCAGAGGAAAAGGCGUGCAGCAUCCAUGGAACUGGCGAGCGAUGGGACAAGGGGCAGCAGCGUGUCGUGUGUACCGUGGAGCUUGACCCUGAUACACACAUCAAGAUCAUUCGCAGAGGCGUCAUCAGACUGGUGACAGAAGAGGACCAGGUUCGAAUCUACCACUGCCUUGAAAACAGCCGUGUCUACCAUGGAAACGAGCCACAGUUCAUAGAGAUUCUUGCAGAGGCUGCCCCAGCGGUGGAAUACCUCAUCCAUGCAUAUCCCGAAUAUAUCGCCAUCGACAGUCUACCGCUCGACAACCUUCAGGACCGAAUUGACAUUGCCCGGGACCUGUAUGAGAGAGGCCUACUGAUCACUGGCGACCCGCUGGAACCUCUAUAUGAAGAGAGUGAGGGGGAGCAGAGCUAGCUUGCAGCAGCAUCACCAACAUCAGCAGCAGCACCAACAACAUCACCACCCCCAUCACCACCAACAACAACAACUUCAGCAACCCCACCACCAACAACGACUACAUAAUCAUCAGCAGCAACAGCAGGAGGAAGAGGAAUCAUAUACUGAACUUAUGAUGCAACCAUUCAUUAGGGGGUCUUCAUAUUUUACCUGUAUAUUCAAUAUGCAACAUGUCAUGAUGUGGUUGAAUCUCAUCUAUUUUUAGAUGUAAUUCAAGUUUACAUUUUUUAAUUAUCUGCUGAUUCAGACAUACAAAUGGCAUUCAAAUAGUAUAUACCCAGAGUCCAAGAUUGAACCGGCAUAUGAAUGCUAUUUUAGGUCAAUUAAUAGUCAGCUGUUGGAUUCCGUUUGUCUGAAAAUAAGCAGAUAUUCUAUUCUCUCCAUGUCUACAGGCCAUUACAGUAUUAUGCUGCCAUGUGUCGUAACAACUUCACUUCCUUCACCAGAUAACCCGCGACUAGCUUCAACUGAAUAUUGAACUCUUGGGGAAUCUAUCCAUUUGUGGUGUUAAACAUGACCAUGACAAUAGGAGUGCUUGUUUUCUUCCCAUGUCUGGUCGUGACGCAUACACAACUAAACUGCAAUGGGCUGUGGACUAGUUGCUUGUCGAGUAGGUUGCAGAGUGGUAAUGCCACAGUCAGUAGGAUAUCUGCCCAGCGGACAUGAUACUGGAACCAUGGUGUAUGGAUACAUGUAGGAGUAAUGGUGGACACAACAUGGAAGACCUGCCAAGAAAACCAGCAGGAAGCUCACAGACUAUGAAGUGGUCACAUGCUGUGUAGUGUACUGUCACACUUUACAUUGAAAUGUGGGGCAGUGGGGUAGCCUAGUGGCCAAAGCGUUCGCUCAUCACACCAAAGACCCGGGUUUGACUUCCUAUUCUAAUGGGUACAAUGGGUGAAGCCCAUCCCUGGUGUCCCCAGCCGUGAUAUUGGUGGAAUAUUGCUGAAAGUGACAUAUUUUAUCCUUGUUGAGUCCACCCACUGGCCUGUGCUAUUACCAUGGUAACAGUGUAAAUGAUUCCAUCUAUAGAGACAGAUGGUAAUGCAACAGUUUACAGAUGUCUUCAGCGUUACUCUGUAUGUAGUUGGGUGUAUGGUCAUGAUAAUGUAUAUAAGUUUCUGUUGUACAUGUGUAACAUCCCUCACUAUAUGAUGGAGACCUGAAAUUGUAUCUGAUGUGCUGACAGUUGCAGCUCAUCGUUUACAGCAGAUAAUCUGCACGUACACAUCUAAUGUAUAUUUAAUUUGCUUUCUCACUCUUUCAUGCUAAGUAUGUUUCCAUGCUGGUUGGGGCGGGUCUUGUUGGCUUCUUAUCAGUAUUAUUUUUAGCAGCAGGUAUGAAGGAGAAAGUGGACCUUUAUCUCUGUCAUUAGAAGCAUGUUCAUGUGUAAUGGCACUGCUUGUGCUAGGCAGUUAGGUUCAGUCACACUUACAUUUGUUGCUGCAUAUGUUACCAUGGUUACAGAGUUUCUUCAUCAAGUGUGGCUUCAUGAAAUUAUUGUAUUCUUAUGCAUCACGUCGCUGCACUGUAUGCUGGUGAUAUGUGAAUUUGCAUCACAUUUCCUGAAAAGUUACAACUCCUAGCUUUUAGCAAGUAGUAAAUGUGUGGUUAGCCAGGGGCUUACCUGGUCUGUCUGUCAUCAAACAUAACUGCUCAAUAUAUACACUAGAAUAUAAUAUAUUUGCCAGAUAUGAAACACCUUUAUAUAGUGUUAUUUAUUACAAGGAAAUCUCCACAUUGUGAUGUUGAUGUAUGCUUUCCUUCAUGAUCUGCAAGAAGAAUAGCUGUUUGGUUAUGGCAAGAGCUUGUGUUUGCUACAGCUGUCUUGCACCUAUACAAACCGACAUGUUAGAUGUAGCCAAUAAACUCUCUCGGUGACAGAUGUCAUUAUGAUCUAACUCCCUGGGAAAGACAAACAUAUUAACAUAUGGUCCUGAGAUUGAUAGAAUUCUCAAUUCAUGAUCCCUGGACAAUCAGAAAAUAGUAUACUACUCACACUUUGCUAAGGAUCACCAAAAUUCACAGCUUUACUUAAACGUAGAUUCAUAGUUUGAAAUUGUAUCCAUUUCAAACUGGAUAAAUGUUAAUAUGGUAA